Molecule: messenger RNA, 1389 nt
Organism: Bipolaris maydis ATCC 48331
Lineage: Eukaryota; Fungi; Ascomycota; Dothideomycetes; Pleosporales; Pleosporaceae
Source: RefSeq, a predicted model, not a curated record
AUGACUACCUCCAGCGAUGAGCUAGUUGGAAAGCUCAGUGCUAUGACUAUUGUGGGAGAUGAAGACCAGGAACGUGUUGACGUAAAUGCUCGCCGGGCAAUUGGCUGCAAUAAUACACCAGAGGAAGAUUGCCAGAAUUCUAUUCAACCUACCAACGUAGUUAGCUCUGAUGCCCAGACUGAAACUGAGUCUAAACGAAUAGAUUUCUUGAUUGACACACUCGGAACGAACGAAUUUUCCAUCAAUAAACCCGCAAUCCGCUGCUUGCUUAUACAUUUUGAAAGAGAUAUCAGAGACAUAAUUCGAAGAUUUAUUCAUGAACCUUCAACUGGGGAUUUCAUAUGGAAGACCAUGGAGGAAUGUUACAAUGAAGCUGUCAGCCCAUCCGGUACUCUAAACGCUCAUGGUUUUUUCGACUAUUUAAAGGAUUCUCCGUGCAUACGAAGUAUGGAUUCUGAUUUCGAGAGUCAAGAUCAUGCUGGGAAUUUCAAAGGAGAACGAUCAUGGGCAGACUUUUGGGUCACAGUGUUAGACUGCUCGCAUGGAGGACCUACACUGUUUUGUCCCCGAAACAGUAGCGAUACCAACCUCGGAAGCUCAGACGAUAUCCCGAGGUACCUAUUCCGAGUCUUCGAUGAAAAAAGCUCCGGCAUAAACAGCGAACAAAUUUUUGAAUCUUCAGGAAGGAACAGAUACAAUACCGAAAAAGGUCCUAAUGCCGAUCUUGUGAGUUUGCCGCACUCAACAGCAACAGAUUUGAUAUUCUACCAUUUGAAAUCCAAGAACGGUGAAAAAGACAUGGACGACAAUCUGGUAUCUUGGACGAGCUCACUGCUUUUUGCUAUACAAUAUGCAUUGAUCGAAAAAUAUCUUCCCACGGUUGAAAACUCGGGCAACGAAAUUGAAGAUUUCUUUUUAUUUCGCCUCAGAGAUGAGAGGUACUACAAUGGCGAGUACUUGUCGCAAGGUCUUCUGAAUCAUGCAGGUAGAUCUUGUGUGGUCAAUUUCACACAACUGGAAAGCGCCGGUCUCUACCGGCUGUAUCCCGAAUUCCAAGACGUAAAAAGUAAAUCCCAAUGGGCGGACCGAGUGCUCGAUCUACGUAAAAAAUGGUCUCUGCAGCGAACAACAACCAACGAGGAAAUUUCAGAUGCGCUCAAAAUUGCAAAGGAAUGCUUUGACGCAAGCGACAUAGCUUACGUAUUGUUAGGGUUUAGGAAUCGUAAACUAUCAUACAAAAUCAAGCUUACCAAAAAUCCGGCUCCAUCGUGGGCCGACAAGCCGGUUGAAGUCAAUCGGUAUUGGCAGGCACUAGAGAUAUUGAAGCAUUUAAGAAAAAAUUUGGGGCAUGAUGCAGGGAUUCGAGACAUCUACAGGGUUACACAGUAG